AUGUCUGAAAGCACUGCUCCUGCUGGCAACGCCGCCGACACCUCGCAGGAGGCUCUCAAGCUUGUCAUCUGCUGCUGGAAGAAUUUCGGUGCCGACAACAAGGUGAAUGCCCCUAACAUCGACGAAGACUCGCAGGAAACCGCUGACUUGGCAAGAUCAACUUCCAAGCCGUCGCCAACGAGCUUGAGAUCACCAGCAAGGCAGCCGCGCACCAACACGGCCACGGCCACCCCAGCUGCCUCACAGGAUCCGAGCGCUGCUGCUGCUCCUACCCCCGCCAAGCGCAAGCGCGCCACCAAGGCUACUGCUGGUGCCGGGGAGGGCAAGACCAAGCGCUCCAAGUCCGUCGCCGUCCCGGUGAAGGAGAAUGACGAGGACCCGUUUGUCGAGCAGAAUGCUGGAAAGAAAGAGCCUGAGGAGGAGACGAAGGAGUGA
Molecule: messenger RNA, 435 nt
Organism: Verticillium dahliae VdLs.17
Lineage: Eukaryota; Fungi; Ascomycota; Sordariomycetes; Glomerellales; Plectosphaerellaceae
Exons: 3
Coding region: 1-435 (144 amino acids)
Source: RefSeq, a predicted model, not a curated record